GCCCCAGGAAGGCUCAGUGAAGCUCGUGUUAAGGGAAGGGACCCUGUGCUCAGAGUAGGGCUCCGAGUUUCGAACCACUGGUGGCGGAUUGCCCGCCCGCCCCACGUCCGGGGAUGCGAAGUCUCAGCCUGGCGUGGCUGCUGGGAGGUAUCACCCUUCUGGCGGCCUCGGUCUCCUGCAGCCGGACCGAGAACCUUGCACCGGGACGCAACAACAGUAAAGGAAGAAGUCUUAUUGGCAGAUUAGAAACCCAGCCUCCAAUCACUGGGAAAGGGGUUCCGGUAGAACCAGGCUUUUCCAUCGAUGAGUUCUCUGCGUCCAUCCUCACCGGGAAGCUGACCACGGUCUUUCUUCCGGUCGUCUACAUUAUUGUGUUUGUGAUUGGUUUGCCCAGUAAUGGCAUGGCCCUCUGGAUCUUCCUUUUCCGAACGAAGAAGAAACACCCCGCCGUGAUUUACAUGGCCAACCUGGCCUUGGCCGACCUCCUCUCUGUCAUCUGGUUCCCCCUGAAGAUCUCCUACCACCUACAUGGCAACAACUGGGUCUACGGGGAGGCCCUGUGCAAGGUGCUCAUUGGCUUUUUCUAUGGUAACAUGUAUUGCUCCAUCCUCUUCAUGACCUGCCUCAGCGUGCAGAGGUACUGGGUGAUCGUGAACCCCAUGGGACACCCCAGGAAGAAGGCAAACAUCGCCGUUGGCGUCUCCUUGGCAAUCUGGCUCCUGAUUUUUCUGGUCACCAUCCCUUUGUAUGUCAUGAAGCAGACCAUCUACAUUCCAGCAUUGAACAUCACCACCUGUCACGAUGUGCUGCCUGAGGAGGUAUUGGUGGGGGACAUGUUCAAUUACUUCCUCUCACUGGCCAUUGGAGUCUUCCUGUUCCCGGCCCUCCUUACUGCAUCUGCCUACGUGCUCAUGAUCAAGACGCUCCGCUCUUCUGCUAUGGAUGAACACUCAGAGAAGAAAAGGCAGAGGGCUAUCCGACUCAUCAUCACCGUGCUGGCCAUGUACUUCAUCUGCUUUGCUCCUAGCAACCUUCUGCUCGUAGUGCAUUAUUUCCUAAUCAAAACCCAGAGGCAGAGCCACGUCUACGCCCUCUACCUUGUCGCCCUCUGCCUGUCGACCCUCAACAGCUGCAUAGACCCCUUUGUCUAUUACUUUGUCUCAAAAGAUUUCAGGGAUCACGCCAGAAACGCGCUCCUCUGCCGAAGUGUCCGCACUGUGAAUCGCAUGCAAAUCUCGCUCAGCUCCAACAAGUUCUCCAGGAAGUCCGGCUCCUACUCUUCAAGCUCAACCAGUGUUAAAACCUCCUACUGAGCUGUACCUGAGGAUGUCAAGCCUGCUUGAUGAUGAUGAUGAUGAUGGUGUGUGUGUGUGUGUGUGUGUGUGUGUGUGUGUGUGUGUGCACCCGUGUGUGAGUGCGUGGUAGGGAUGCACCAACAUGCAUGGGGCUGUCAUUUCCUAUCCAAGCUGCCUGUCUCUGCACCAAUCACAAGCAUGCAGCUCUCCCCAGGAUUGCCAGAAGCCUCCUCCUUUGCAUGAGAACAGUCUUCCACUCUGAUGAAAAGCAUCAGUAUCAGAAACUGAAACGAACUGAGAGGAGCUUGUUUUGUGAAAGUGAAGAGAAGAUGGAGGGUCAGUGACUUGCAAAAAAAACCAACCAAACAAAAACUACACCUGGCAAGAAGGCUAAGACUCUCUGAAAUGCUUCCUUUUCCAUCUGGAGUUCGUCUCGGCCUUGUUCAGGACCUGAGGCCCUGGUAGAGCUUCAGUCCAGUUGAUUGACUUUACAGACUUGAGAGAGGAGUGAAUGAGGAGUGAAUGAGGCUCCUGGCGGCAUCCUAACCGGCUAACAGUGGCCUUGCUGGACAAUAGGAUUCAGAUGGCUGGAGUUACAUUCUCACACCAUUUCAUCAGAACUAUUGGGGAUCUUGAUCAAUGUGCAGGUCCCUUAGCGUCAGUAACCCUGGGAGCUCAGACACGAUGGGGGUGAGGGUGGGGGUGGGGGUGGGGGUGAGGCUCUACAAACCUUAGUGAUGACUGCAGACACAGAACCAUGGAGCUGAGCCUGCUUCUGCUUGCCAGGGCACCACUGUAAUGUUGGCAAAGAAAAACCAACAGCAGUGUUUUGAGCCUCUUUUUUUGGUCAGUUUAUGAUGAAUUUGCCUAUUGGUUUAUUGGGAUUUUCAGUUCCUUUAUUACUUUGUUGUAAUUUUGUGUGUUUAUUAGUCAAGAAAAAGAAGAUGAGGCUCUUAAAAAUGUAAAUAAAAUUUUUGGUUUUUUGGUUUUUUAACUUGGGCCAACUACAAAUACUGCUUAGGUUUUUUUCUAACUUAAUUGUUAACUACAUCAUGUGAACUUAAGACAUUUUCAUGAUAAAGCAUUACUGUAGUGUCAGUUUUCCCUCAUCCUCGAUCAUAGUCCUUCCCGUGAAGCAGGGCCCUUCCCCUCCCCCCCCUUUGCCGUUUCCCUCCCCACCAGAUAGUCCCCUGUCUGCUUUAACCUACCAGUUAGUAUUUUAUAAAAACAGAUCAUUGGAAUAUUUAUUAUCAGUUUUGUUCACUGUUAUCAGUUUUGUUCACUAAUUUGUCCAAUAAUGGAAUUAACGUCUUCUCAUCUGUUUGAGGAAGAUCUGAAACAAGGGGCCAUUGCAGGAGUACAUGGCUCCAGGCUUACUUUAUAUACUGCCUGUAUUUGUGGCUUUAAAAAAAUGACCUUGUUAUAUGAAUGCUUUAUAAAUAAAUAAUGCAUGAACUUUAAAAAAAAAAAAAA
Mus musculus (house mouse) is the source of this 2768-nucleotide messenger RNA. It is a transcript of the gene F2rl1, whose product is annotated as F2R like trypsin receptor 1. The record is from RefSeq and is marked validated. Gene Ontology annotation, cellular component: early endosome; plasma membrane; membrane. The transcript has 2 exons. NCBI's taxonomy places the organism in Eukaryota, Metazoa, Chordata, Mammalia, Rodentia, Muridae. Gene Ontology annotation, biological process: negative regulation of JNK cascade; thrombin-activated receptor signaling pathway; positive regulation of interleukin-1 beta production. Gene Ontology annotation, molecular function: protease binding; G protein-coupled receptor activity; thrombin-activated receptor activity. Bases 114 to 1313 code for a protein of 399 amino acids.